This is a messenger RNA of Mus pahari (shrew mouse), 3466 nucleotides long. It is a transcript of the gene Znf585a, whose product is annotated as zinc finger protein 585A. The transcript is spliced from 4 exons. Gene Ontology annotation, molecular function: RNA polymerase II cis-regulatory region sequence-specific DNA binding; DNA-binding transcription factor activity, RNA polymerase II-specific. NCBI's taxonomy places the organism in Eukaryota, Metazoa, Chordata, Mammalia, Rodentia, Muridae. Bases 155 to 2701 code for a protein of 848 amino acids. Gene Ontology annotation, biological process: regulation of transcription by RNA polymerase II. The record is from RefSeq and is a predicted model, not a curated record.
CCCACCCCCGCCCCCGUGCUGCUUCCUUUGAGUCUUAAGCGCAAGAAGUAUUUGGAGAUGAUUCCGCACUUGUUCCUCACAGCUCUGACUGAACUUGUAGAGGACCGCUAGGCUUCUGCUUGCUGAGAGGGCAGGGUCUAGACCCAGCGUGAUCAUGCCAACUGACUGGACUUCAACCCUGGAAGCUACAUCACUAGCCCCAGAGGAUCCUGGGAGCUCAUGUGAGGAAUUAGUGUCCUUCAUGGAUGUGACUGUAGAUUUCAGCAGAGAGGAGUGGCAGCAUCUAGAUCCAGCUCAAAGGAGUCUCUAUCGGGAUGUGGUGCAGGAGACCUACAGCCACCUGCGCUCAGUGGAAGAACUACAGCAGAUUGGUGACCAGAAAAAGACCUACCAGCAAAUAGGACAUAAGGCAGCGAGUGAUAUGGUUUUCAUUAAGAAGACACUGGAUGCAGAGAGUCGCUAUGACUACUCAGGUGUUCGGAAGGUGAUUCAUGUGAACUCAUACAUUGUUCUCCCCCCCAAGAGGCCAUGUCGAUGGGACCCACCUGAGGAUGAGCUGAAGCAUAAUUCAGAUUUACAGACUCAUAAUGAAAGUAAUGGGCCGAAGAGAAUGAAAAAGAUUACUGAACAUGGUAAAAUUUCAUCCUGUAUCAACACUGAACAUAUUCUAACAGGAGAGACAUUACGGGACCAUAAUCAAUGUGGAAGAGUCCUCAGCUAUAAACAAAUACCUUGUCAAUAUCAGAAAAUUCAUACUGGGGAGAAAUCAUAUGAAUGUGCUGAAUUUGGAAAGAUUUUUACCCAGAAGUCACAGCUCAGAGUACAUGUGAAAUCUCCUACGGGAGAAAAACUCUACGUGUGCGUCGAAUGUGGGAAAGCGUGUUCUCAGAAGUCAGAAUUCCUCACACAUCAAACAACCCACACUAGAGAGAAGCCCUAUAAAUGCACUGACUGUGGGAAGUCCUUUUUCCAAGUAUCUUCUCUUUUCCGGCACCGGAGGAUUCACACUGGAGAAAAGCUCUACGCCUGUAGCCACUGUGGGAAAGGCUUCUCUUACAACUCAGACCUCAGGAUACAUCAGAAGAUCCACACAGGAGAGAAACACCAUGGCUGUGUCGACUGUGGCAAAGCCUUCACACAAAAAUCCACACUCAAGAUGCACCAGAAGAUCCACACGGGAGAGAGGGCCUAUGUGUGUAUUGAGUGUGGCCAGGCUUUUAUCCAGAAGACACACCUGGUCACACACCGAAGAAUUCACACUGGAGAAAAGCCAUACGCAUGUGACGGCUGUGGCAAAGCCUUCCUUUCCAAGUCCCAGCUCCUGGUUCACAAGCGAAUUCACUCAAGAGUGCGGCCCUGUGUGUCUCCCGACCGUGGGAAACCCUUCAGCAGCACUCCCAACCUCCUUACGAAUAAGAAAGUUCAAGUGAGAGAGAAAUCGUCUAUCUGCAGCGAGUGUGGGAAGGCCUUUACCUACAGGUCGGAGCUAAUCAUUCACCAGAGAACUCACACGGGAGAGAAGCCUUAUCAGUGCGGGGACUGUGGCAAAGCCUUCACCCAGAAGUCAGCCCUCACCGUGCACCGAAGAAUCCACACGGGGGAGAAGUCGUAUGUGUGUGUGAAGUGUGGGCUGGCUUUCGUGCAGAGGGCACACUUGGAUGCACAUCAGGUAAUUCACACUGGAGAAAAACCUUACCAGUGUGGUCACUGCGGGAAAUUCUUCACUUCCAAGUCGCAGCUCCACGUGCACAAGCGGAUUCACACGGGGGAAAAACCCUAUGUGUGCAGUAACUGUGGGAAGGCCUUUGCCAACAGGUCAAAUCUCAUCACACAUCAGAAAACUCAUACAGGGGAGAAAUCCUAUGUCUGUGCAAGGUGUGGAAAAGCCUUCACUCAGAGGUCAGACCUGGUUACACACCAGAGAAUACAUACUGGAGAGAAGCCAUACGGGUGUAGCACCUGCGGGAAAGCCUUUACCCAGAAAUCACACCUCAAUAUACACCAGAAGAUUCACACCGGAGAGAGACAGUACGAAUGCCGAGACUGUGGGAAGGCCUUCAACCAGAAAUCGAUACUCAUCGUGCACCAGAAAAUCCACACGGGGGAGAAACCCCACGUGUGUGCCGAAUGCGGGCGAGCUUUCAUCCGCAAGUCCAACUUCAUCACCCAUCAGCGCAUCCAUACUGGCGAGAAACCUUAUGGAUGCAGCGACUGCGGCAAGUCCUUUACCUCCAAGUCACAGCUCCUGGUGCACCGGCCAAUCCACACCGGCGAGAAAGCUUACGUGUGUGCCGAGUGUGGGAAAGCCUUUAGCGGCAGGUCGAAUCUCAGUAAGCAUCAGAAGACUCACACUGCGGAGAAGCCUUACGUGUGUUCGGAGUGUGGCAAGUCCUUCAGGCAGAAGUCAGAGUUGAUCACACACCACAGAAUCCACACUGGGGAAAAGCCUUACGGUUGCAGCGACUGCGGGAAAUCCUUCACGAAGAAAUCCCAGCUCCAAGUGCAUCAGCGAAUUCAUACAGGAGAGAAGCCGUACCAAUGUGCCGAGUGCGGGAAGGCCUUCACUGAUAGGUCCAAUUUGAAUAAACACCAAACAACACACACUGGAGAGAAACCUUAUAAGUGUGUAGUGUGUGGGAAAGGCUUUGUGCAGAAGUCAGUGCUCAGCAUGCAUGAGAGUGUUCACACCUCGCCAGUAUGAGAAAGGACCUAUUGAGGACACGUCUUACUGUAAUUACUGUCUCUAUGGGACAGAAUGACAGUGUCACACAUUACUGCUCAGAAAAGGAUCUCAGAGAAGACACUGAAUGGGAUUAUGGGGCAGGACAUUUCUUUUUGCUGAGAAGAAAUUGCAUCAAUCUGACACAAUAGAAGCUUUCUCAUGGCAAAAAACACUGGAACAUUGUUAUCAAGUUCUUCACAAGAAAGAUUGUGUCCACUCACGUUGAUGCAAAAAUCCUGUUGGUGGAAUAUGUCUACUGCCAGUAAUUAAGUGGUAAUAUAAUAUAGUGUACAUGACAGGGACCUUCUCUUCUGUCAUGUGUUUGCUGCAAACAUUAACAGACCUGUGGGUGUGUCUGCCUUCUUGAUUAGGUCUAACAUAACUGGCACAUCCGGUCCUUCUGUUGAGAGACAUACAUAUGGGCCUGGGUAUGGCGUUUAGUGCCAGUAAUUCCAGCCUUCUGGGAAAGCUGAGGCAGGAGGGUUACCAUGAGUUCAAGGCUAGUCUGAGCUACAGGGUAAGGCACAGUAAAGACAUAUCCUGACACAAACUUGAGAGUGUAUGUGGCCUUCCUGUCAUUUACACCAGGACGUGUCACAGACUUUAUAAGCUACCAGUGCUAUCUUUGUCAAAAAAAACCAACAUGUCUCCUACCUCAAGUAUCAUGUCGUUUGAAUUUUCCUUACCCCCAGGAAGGCUUAAAGUAAAAAUGUUGAGAUCACCUGGGUCAGAUUAAGACCCUUG